Molecule: messenger RNA, 4494 nt
Organism: Syzygium oleosum
Lineage: Eukaryota; Viridiplantae; Streptophyta; Magnoliopsida; Myrtales; Myrtaceae
Product: disease resistance protein RPV1-like
Exons: 7
Coding region: 336-3746 (1136 amino acids)
Biological process (GO): signal transduction; defense response
Molecular function (GO): ADP binding
Source: RefSeq, a predicted model, not a curated record
AGAGCUUAAAUAUAUUCAACAAAAAUACUUUUUCUAAUGGAAAAUAAAUUAACAUAAGAAAAAGGAAAGUUCAACGGUGCAAGCAGUGGACUGAGUUCAACUGAGACUCGCCUUGGAUUCUCUUGUGCAAUGAGAUUUCCGCCACGUGAAGGCCACGGGGUUGACGAGCUUGACUUGUUGGUGCGAUUGUGGCUGCCGACUGGUUCCCUUAUAUAAAUCAACUAUAAGAGGAUGGGCAACAAGAAGGCAUUUCCUGUUUCCCGAGAGGCAUUCUGGCUUUUUUCUCCGUCAGACUUGAAUGCCAAAAUCAAGGGCAGAGUAAGAGCAAAGCCAAAAUGCAUAGUCCCUUUAAGAAGAUGAAAACUAGUGCGUGUGGAAAUGCAGAAGACGUUGAUGCUGGCGCAGCUGGUUCGAUGGCCACGCCAAUAGAAACUAACAACAGUGCAUCUAGUUCAUUGACUGCGUCGACUGGAAACAGCUACGAGGUGUUCUUGAGCUUCAGAGGCAUAGAUACUCGGAAAGGCUUCACCGAUCACCUCUACCACGGGCUCCUCAAUGCCGGAAUUGAUGUUUUUAGAGACAAUGACGAGCUCCCCCAAGGCGAGAAUAUCAGACCAGAGCUUUUGGCAGCCAUCACGAAUAGUAAAAUCCUGAUCCCCAUUCUCUCCGUGAAUUAUGGUACAAGCAGUUGGUGCCUAGAUGAGCUGAUUCAAAUAAUGAAGUGCAAGAAUAAUAAUGGGCACAUAGUGUUGCCUAUAUUUUAUAAAGUGAAACCAGCUGACGUGGGACAUCAAAUCGGGAGUUUUGGAGAUGCAUUUCAUGGGCGUGAGGAGCGUUUGCUCGAGAGGCAUUUCGACCCAACGAUUUUAGAGAAAUGGAAGCAAGCACUCCUUGAAGUCAGCGCCUUGAAAGGAUACGAAACCGAUGGGUAUGAAGGAGAAUUGGUGAAAUCGAUCGUCCAAAAAGUGUUGAGCAAGCUAAAGAAAGAGUUUGCGUUGGUUAUUCCUGAAAAUUUGGUCGGAACCGAUGGUCAUGUGAAGGAGGUUAUGAAAUUUGUAGAUAAUAAUUCUAGUGCUACCCUAUUUAUUGGAAUCCAUGGAAUGGGAGGCAUUGGUAAGACAACUCUUGCUAAAACCAUCUACAACAAGCUCUCCGAUCAGUUUAAGUAUCGUAGCUUCAUUGCAGAUAUUAGGGAAUCAUGUCAGCGUAAUGGACUUGAGUACUUGCAGAAUCAACUAAUCUCUGACAUAUUGAACCAAAAGAAUCAAAUUUCUAAUAAGGAUGACGGGACUAAGUUCAUCUCAUCUAAGUUCAAAGAUAAGAAAGUUCUUGUUCUUCUUGAUGAUAUGGAUGAUGUUGAUCAGCUGAAGGCUUUGGCUGGAAAUCAUAAUUGGUUUUCUUCCGGAAGUAGGAUCCUUAUAACCACUAGAAAAAUUAGUGUUCUUGACAAUGAACGGGUGGACUUCAAAUAUGAACAUGAGGUAAUGGAUGAGAAGCAUUCUAUGAUUUUGUUUAGUAGACAUGCAUUUCGAAGGAAUUCUCCUCCAAGUGAAUUUGAGGACCUUGCUCAUGGUGUUGUAACUACCACUGGAGGCCUUCCCUUAUCUCUUGAGGUUUUAGGUUCAUUUUUGUGCGGAAAAAAGCCAGCAUUAUGGAGAGGUACAAUAGACAAGUUAAAAAAAGUCCCUCAUAAGAAAGUGCGAGAAAAGUUAAGGAUAAGUUAUGAAGAAUUAGAUUAUGGACAAAAACAAAUAUUUUUGGAUAUUGCUUGUUGUUUUAUUGGCACUGACAAACGAAUCGCAUCCUAUAUGUGGGAUGCCUGUGGCUUUUACCCAGAAGAGGGAAUUGAAGUAUUGAUAUUCAUGUCAUUAAUAAAAAUUGGAGAUCAUCAUAAGUUUAUAAUGCAUGACCAACUGAGAGAUCUUGGGAGGGAAAUAGUUCGCGAGGAAAACCAACAGCAGCCUCAUUACCGUAGCAGAUUGUGGGAUUCCAAGGAAGUCCUGAAAGUGCUAAACGAAAAUAAGGGAACAGAAAAGAUUGAGGCGAUUAUUUUGAGUAAAGGCAGCUUAGAAGGCUCCAACAAAAUGGCUGAGCGAGAUGGCGACAUUUACACAGCAAAACAAUUCAAGAAUUUGACGAAUCUAAAAUUCCUUCACAUGGAGGGGGCACAACUUAAUGGAGAUUUUAAAGACUCAAUGGAGGAAUUAAAAUGGCUUCGAUGGCAAAAAUGUCCCAUGAAUUUUGAAGUAAAAAAUUUUCUUGUAACGGAAUUAGCUGUACUCGAAUUGCAAGACACCAAGAUAAAUGAGAAAUGGGAAGGAUGGAGUUUUUUCAAGAUGGCAGAGGGGCUCAAAUAUCUCAGCCUCACGGGUUGUGAAUUCUUGCAAAAUACGAUCUUCCUCUCCGCUUUUAAGCAUUUGGAGGUUCUCAUCCUCAGUCAGUGUGACGGACUGCACCAGAUCGAUCCUUCAAUUGGAGACAUGAAGGCGCUCCUUCGCUUGGAUUUGAAGGAGUGUCGGUUCCUUAGAAAGCUUCCAGCAGAAAUAGAGUCUCUGGAGAAUCUAGAGAUUCUGGAUAUUUCUGGAACCGGCAUAGAAGAAUUACCCAAGGGUAUUGGGAGGUUGAGAAAGCUCCGAGAGUUAUGCGCUCCUUGUUGCAAAGAUCUGAAAGGGGAAUUGCCGGAGACCAUGAGCAAUCUUUCUUCCCUACAACGUCUUGAUGUUCUUUACUGCGACCAGCUCCAAUCGUUGCCGGACGACCUUCCUUCCAGCUUAACAGAUUUGGGCGUCACCUGUGGAAGCCGCAAAUUGCCCUCACUUUCCCACCUAACCCAUCUCAAGCGACUACAAGUUGGUUGUUGCGAAGUUCUGGAGUGCAUCAAAGUGCUUCCAUCAACACUAUCGAAGAAUUCAGAAUGCUCCCAACCGACAGACAUUGAAGAAUCAGAAUUACCACAAUCCCUAAACACUCCCUUCGACUUGGAAAUCUUAAAAGUUUGGGUAUGUCGAUCUAUUAAAACAGUGGACGUUUCACAGUUUAUCCAUCUAAGGACAUUAGAGGUCUAUGAUUGCGAGAAUCUAGUUGAAGUUCGAGGUCUUGAACUUGACAAAUUGAUAUAUUUGGAAAACUUGUCUGUCGCAAAGUGCAGUUCAAUUGAGAGGCUAGACCUUCCAAAAUCCGGGAGUUUGAAGAGAUUAGAUGCUAGAUGGUGCAAUAAAUUAGCCGAAAUUCAAGGCCUCGAUAGGUUGGAGUUUUUGGAAAGCCUAGAUAUCUCUUACUGCUUUUCCAUUGAGAGGCUGCUCCUUCCAAAAUCCAAGAGCCUGAAGAAAUUAAAUGCUCCAUUGUGCACGAAAUUAGCCGAAAUUCAAGGCCUUGAUAGGUUGGAGCUUUUGGAAAGCCUGGAUAUCUCGAUGUGCCUUUCCAUUGAGAGGCUGCUCCUUCCAAAAUCAGGGAGUUUGAAGAGAUUAUAUGCUGGACGGUGUUGGAAAUUAGCCGAAAUUCAAGGCCUCGAUAGGUUGGAGUUUUUGGAAAGCCUGGUUGUCUCUAAGAACGUUUCAAUUAAAAGGCUAGACCUUCCAAAAUCCGGGAGGCUGAAGAUAUUAGAUGCUUAUGCAUGCAAAAACUUAGCCGAAAUUCAAGGCCUCGAUAGGUUGGAGUUUUUGGAAGAACUGAGGAUCGGUGGAUGCGGGUCACUCAAAACAAUUCCAGAAUUAUUUGGAGUGCGGAUUUAUCGAAAUUACGAGUGAAAGUCAAUUGGAUAUCCAUUUCGGUCAACCGUGUGAGUAAUAUACUGGAAAUGGUCCAUAUUUUCUAACUAAGGGUACAUAAAGCAGGAACCGCUUGUGCAAAUAACUGGGAGUUGUACCAAUUGACGGACCCUAUCUUGCGCCUGGAGAUGGAGAAUGAGAAGCUUCGCAGCAUUCCCCAUACUGUAGUUCCUCCCUUGUCAGUUAGUGCAAGUAGAGGUGUGGCUUGUGUUUUAGCUGCAAGAAUGCAGGCCCUGGUCUACAUACUGGACGAGGAUGAAGAUGAAAUUUCUGAUUCAGAAUGACGGUUUGUUCAAGAAUUUGUGGUGGUUAUGCCCGUGUCGUUCCAGUGGGUGAACCUCUUAAGCCUUGAAGCUGCAGACAUCAGUGUGAGAAGCAAUGCAUGUGGGCUUUCUUACCGAAGCGCUUCCACUCCACCCUUCUUGGAGAGUCUUAAUUUAUACCUGCCAUGUGCCUUUUCUGCUAGGCAGGCAUUUGUCGAAGAGGAAGAUGGAGUAAAAGGUAACUAUUUAUCUAUCGAGUUAGAUAGAAUUGACCGAAAGAUGCUGAGUCAUGCCUUCUGUCCGGUGGUAACUGUCUUCGUGGUAUUGCUGCAAGCUCUGAGACCUACUCGAUAGUGCCAAGCUUUUGCUUCAUCUGUAUAUGUUUAUUAUUUUCAUUUGUAAGAGAACCAAAUGUUUGGUUUGGAUUAUUUAUACUUUGGGUUGAAUGGUAAAUGGUUCACACA